AUGGGUAACCAUCACUCUCAACCAGCCGGGGGGGAGGUUGAAGAUACAUCCCCCAAUCACUGCUCUACCAGCUUUAAGGUGCUGGUGGUGUCCCCCCUGUUUGAAGGAAAGCCCCUGCUACAGAGACACAGGUUGGUGAACAGUUGUCUGUCUGAGGAACUAAAGGUGAUACAUGCAUUUGAACAGAAGACGCUGACUCCAGCUCAGUGGGAAGUAGAAAAGAAGAAAUGAGCUGUAGAUGAUCGGAUGUACUGCUCCAUGUGUGCCAGAGCCUGCGGUGCUGAUUACAAACACGUGGCUUAUCAAACAGUCUGACUGGGUUAUCUGAAACCUUACAAGGAACUUUAUUUCCCCUUCCUCUGAUGGAUCAAUGGUCACGGUGUUCGAUAUAAUAAAUAUAUGAGCCAACA
This is a messenger RNA of Pelobates fuscus (common spadefoot toad), 410 nucleotides long. Its product is annotated as bolA-like protein 2. The transcript is spliced from 3 exons. The coding region runs from base 1 to 231 and encodes 76 amino acids. Gene Ontology annotation, biological process: intracellular iron ion homeostasis. Gene Ontology annotation, cellular component: cytosol; nucleus. NCBI's taxonomy places the organism in Eukaryota, Metazoa, Chordata, Amphibia, Anura, Pelobatidae. The record is from RefSeq and is a predicted model, not a curated record. Gene Ontology annotation, molecular function: 2 iron, 2 sulfur cluster binding.